Galendromus occidentalis (western predatory mite) is the source of this 567-nucleotide messenger RNA. RefSeq names its product ADP-ribosylation factor-like protein 6. The coding region runs from base 1 to 567 and encodes 188 amino acids. The transcript has a single exon. Lineage: Eukaryota; Metazoa; Arthropoda; Arachnida; Mesostigmata; Phytoseiidae. The record is from RefSeq and is a predicted model, not a curated record. Gene Ontology annotation, molecular function: GTP binding; GTPase activity.
AUGGGUUUAUUGGACAGACUCGUAGUUUUUUUGAAAAUAAAAAAGCGUCAAGCAUCCGUGCUCGUCGUAGGGCUCGACAACAGUGGCAAAUCGACUAUCCUCAACCAUUUCAAACCAGACGAACAGAAGUCGAUCGAAAUCGUCCCAACGAUCGGCUUCAGCGUGGAAACUUUCAAGAUUAAGAACCUCAACCUCACGGCUUUCGAUAUGUCCGGUCAAGGCAGGUACCGGAACCUGUGGGAACAUUACUACCAGGACGCUCAGGGAAUCAUUUUCGUGAUUGACUCGACGGACGCUCUCCGCAUGGUUGUGGUCAAAGAUGAGCUCGAACUCCUCUUGCAACACAAGGACAUCAAGAACAGAUCGGUCCCGAUACUGUUUUUUGCCAAUAAGAUGGAUCUCAGAGACGCUCUGUCCAGCGUCAAAGUCAGCCACGCUCUCGGUUUGGACUCGCUAUGUACAAAAAGCUGGCACAUUUGUUCGUCGAACGCCGUGACGGGAGAAGGCGUUCGUGAGGGUCUUGAAUGGUUGAGCGAGCAGAUACAGCUCAAUUUGAGCAAUAACUAG